GUACCAUUGUUACAGAUAUUCUAUAUUUGAGGAGUGUGUUUUUUAACCUCUUGUUGAGACUGUGUGACGCUCUUUUUAACUAACCGAUUCAGAUCUGAAUACAUCAAUAAUAAUUGUACUAUAUAUACAGUGUCAUCUUUGUAAAUAGAUUAAAAACUCUAAUUGAUCAAAUAUAUUUAAGCCUAACCCAAAGUAAAUAAUAACAAACUGAAACAUUAUGACCUCACCAGGAAAGUUUAUUGGUUCUCCUACAAAGAGAAGAGAAAUGGACAUUAUGAAAUUAAUGAUGAGUAAUUAUAAAGUUCAAAUGAAUGAUAAUCAUGCUGAAUUUUUCGUUAAAUUCUAUGGACCAAAGGAUACUAACUAUGAAGGAGGUGUAUGGAAAGUUAGAGUAACCAUUCCAGAGAAUUAUCCAUUUAAAUCACCAAGUAUUGGAUUUGCCAAUACAAUUUAUCAUCCAAAUUGUAUUUUAGAUGUAAUUAAUCAAACAUGGUCACCAAUGUUUGACCUUAUUAACAUUUUUGAUAAAGCAGCUGCAUUUCUAAUGAGAGAUGCUGAAGCUUAUAAAAAGAAAGUUAGAGAUUAUGUUGAAAAGUAUGCAAAAGAAGAAAAUAUUAAAUUUGAAUCUCAGGAUGAUGAUUCAGAUGAACAAGAUGAAGAACAAGAUGCUCUAUCAAGUGCUUCUGAAGGUUUAGAUGAAAAUGAUUUGGCUGAAUUUGAAUUGUAA
This is a messenger RNA of Naegleria gruberi, 727 nucleotides long. RefSeq names its product ubiquitin-conjugating enzyme. Bases 218 to 727 code for a protein of 169 amino acids. Lineage: Eukaryota; Heterolobosea; Eutetramitea; Acrasida; Naegleriidae. Gene Ontology annotation, cellular component: nucleus. The transcript has 5 exons. Gene Ontology annotation, molecular function: ubiquitin conjugating enzyme activity. Gene Ontology annotation, biological process: protein polyubiquitination; ubiquitin-dependent protein catabolic process. The record is from RefSeq and is a predicted model, not a curated record.